Messenger RNA from Leguminivora glycinivorella, 4290 nucleotides. Its product is annotated as formin-like protein 3. Gene Ontology annotation, biological process: mRNA 3'-end processing. The coding region runs from base 363 to 2708 and encodes 781 amino acids. Gene Ontology annotation, molecular function: RNA polymerase II complex binding. Lineage: Eukaryota; Metazoa; Arthropoda; Insecta; Lepidoptera; Tortricidae. Gene Ontology annotation, cellular component: RNA polymerase II, holoenzyme. The transcript has 15 exons. The record is from RefSeq and is a predicted model, not a curated record.
UCCAUUGAAGAAAAUGGCGGUUGUUGUAUAGUAAAAAUGGUUAAUCAAAUGAUCAUGUUUCUUUGACCACAUUUCAAUACCAUCGUCACACAGAAUACCUUAAAGUAUUUAUCCAACAUUUAUAGGCAAAAUAAGUUUUUCUGAUUCACUAACAGUUGCUUGUGACGGAGUUAUAGUUCAACGCCAUAACGCGGUUUUCGGCGGCGUUUUGUUAGUGAAAAAUAUUGUUAAGUGUACAAAUGUGUAGUUACUGGUGUAGCAAACAUGCCUUAAUUAUAUUUAGAGACCCAGUUGUGAAUGAUCUUUAUUAAGACUUUAAGAUCGGAGUGAUUUGUCAGUAAAAGUAAUGAACUUAGUUUACAAUGGGUGAAACGGAAGAAUUUAAUACGCUAACCUUUGAGAAGAAACUUAUGCAGUUGAAAGACACUCAGGAGAGCAUCCAAGGACUUUCAUCAUGGUGCUUGAAGCAAAGAGAGCACCACAAGAAAAUAGUGGCUAGCUGGUUGAAUGUUCUGAAACGGGUGAAGGUAGAGCAAAGGCUCACGCUGUUCUAUCUGGCGAACGACGUGAUCCAGUACAGUAAGCGGAAAAACUACGAGUUCGUGGAAAGCUGGGGCCUCAAUUUGCAGAAAGCCACUCCGCUAGUGAGAGAAGAGAAAGUUCGUCAAAAGAUUCUUCGGAUAUUCAAAAUCUGGGAGCAAAGAUCUGUGUAUGAUGAUGAGUUUCUUUCGGACUUGACCGGGCUGUUGAGUGCUGGCGCUGUUAAAAAGACUGAUGAUGAGGCUUUGGACUUUCAACCUCAACAACUAGUAAAUAAAAUAAAGCAAUGUGCAGUAUUGGAAGCAGACACAGACUUGAGGUUGAAAUAUAUCCAUGAGAGUCAUUUGCAGCUGUCCGAUGCUGAUGCCUUAUGUGCUAGUCUUAAGGAAUCUAUAUCGGAAGAUAAAAGUAAUAAAGAAGAUGUGGAAAAGGAGCUAAAUGAGGGUAUCGGAUGUGUAGAAAGGUACACCCAAGCCCUGCAGAGAGAGAUUGUUGCUCGGGAGGCCUUGUUGGCACUCCUUGCUUCAGCUAAUCAGUACUAUUCAACACAGAGAGGUGAAGUCAAAGUAGUGGCUUAUGCAUACAAAAACUUCGGAGCCCGCGUGCGAGCCCUAAAGCGGAAGCUAGACGAACUAAUACCAACUCUGCCUAGCGCCGCCCCGUCGCCUCCUCAGAGAGAUGAGGACGUACCCUCGCCCGGGCCUGAUGAGGACCUGGAUCUGCCCAAUGUUGGUGACGAAGAUAAUGAUGUGUCCUACAAUAUCGACAAGACCUUCAACACAUCUCUCUCAGCGGACGGCUCGCUAUACAACAUGGGUCUGUCGUCGUUUCUCAACUCUGACAACGCGCUCGCGUUGUUCAACGAGAGCCCUCCUAACACCAACAUCAACAGUACUAAUAAAAUCGAAGUGAUAAGUUCGCGGCCGAGUGAGAAUCAAGACUUCAAUAUCAACGAUUUCCUAAAAACGUUGGUGCCCAGUGAAAAUGCUCAAAAUUCAGAUAACAAUUCAGUGGCGAGCGGUACGAUGUCUCAAAAGUCUCAGGACGCGUUGCCGGGCCUAGACUUAUUGUCGGACAGCAACCCGCCACCCCCUACCUCCUUCUAUGGCAGCAUAACUAACAAUAUUGUUUCAGAAGAACCCGAACCUUACCGGCCCGAGGCGCCAAGUCAAUGGAGCACAAACUCAUGGAAUAUGGUUAAUAUCCCCCAAGUGCAAGACAUUCCCCCCGCGGACGUGGACCACAGAGGUAUCCUGCCCCCUCCGCCGCCACCCCCUUCUUUACCUAUCAUGGGACAUAUGGAAGACGUCGACCACAGAAUGCUGCCCCUACCUCCUCCCCCUAUGCCUGUUACGACAGUGUCGAGCAGACAUCCCGUACAACAAGACGCAGAUUAUAUACCAUUUGCCGGUGAGAUCGACUUGAAAGACUUAUUUAUGGACGUGGACCACAGGAACCUGAUCUCGCUGACGCACCAGGCGCCGCGGCCGCCCGCGCCCCGCCAGGUGGCGCCGCCUAUCAGUUUAGACCAAGACUACAGAGUGCCGCCGAUGGUUCCACCGACGGACAUCGUGGAAAGUGUCGACAUGGAUCUGUCCGAGGAUGAGGAUCAGCAGGGCAUGUUCCCCGGCCAACCCGCGAACGACCGGCGCAACAGCUUCAACAACAACAAAGUGCUCGUCGGCGGCGACAACGGCAAGCACAACUUCGUCCGCAACAACAGCUCGGGCGACCGCGAUCUCCGCGGGCCGAGCCCGAGAGAACUCCACCCCCCGCACUCGGCGCCCGCGCGCCCCAUGCGGAACCCCUUCGACAACAUGCCGCCCGAUUUAAAAUACGACGCGCCCUUCCAGAAGUAUCCGUCGGAAUACGACGACGGCACCGACGGUCGGACCGCGGAAGACGACGCGUACGAGGAAGACCUGCGGAGUCGAGGCCUCGAGAACCCCAACAUGCGCAACCCCUCGCCGCCGUUUGAAGAGUUCCAAGAGUGGAACGCGCCCCGGUUCCCCAACAACAGGUACCCGCGCAACUGGAGCCCGCGCGAGCCGCGGCCGCCGCCGCGCUUCCCGCCGCUCCGCGCGCGCCCGCCGCACGCGCCCCCGCACGCGCACGCGCCGCGCUGGCCCGCGCCGCCGCGCCCGCCGCACCCGCCGCGCUUCUGGUGAGCUGAGCGCUGCGGCACGCGCAGAUAACUGUUGGCGCGCGUCUUACACUGACGGUGGCGAGUGAGAGCCGGUCGCGUCGACCGCAAUCGUCACGAGACAGAACACUGGAAAUUUCCAUAUUAAAAAAUGCGAACUCUAAAUUCGGAAAGCCGCAUUUUUGACGGUGACUGAAAACUAUUUUAUCACGGUUGACGGACGCAUCGAUGUCGCGCGACAGAAGUCUCGCCGUCUCUUAAGACUUUGCGAACACUAAAGCCGGGAACGAAUUAGCAGACGCGGCCGUCCGACUUACGGGUAUCUAUUAUAAUGAAUAAACACUGAAUGUUUCGGGCGCGCCGGAUGUUUUUGUCAGCGACAAAUCACAUCCCGAAAACCGCGCACUUAUCAGUCGCGGCCAUGAACGAGUUCGUCAGGGUCCGAUAAUUCGUUCCCAUUCGGCAACGGACGAUUUGGUGCAACCGACCAUGUGUUGAACUAAGAUUGUACGAAACGGUAAUGUGAAUCAGUGAAAACCGGUGGUAUUGUGGAAAGAAAUUACAAUGCAAUAGAUGUCGAAAAAUGUAUUUUCUCCUGGUGUAAUAUGUGGCCUUAUACUGGUUGCGAUCUAACUAAUUCAGAUAAUAUCGGUAAAAACAUAAUGGUCAAAAGUAUGUUUAAAAUGUCUUAAAUUAUGAAAAGGGCUUCGUAAAUUAGUACAAGAACUUAAUUUUUUUUUAUGUAGAUUGUCAGAUGAAUUUUAGUAUGUCUGUUGUAACAAAUGUGUUUAAAUCAACAAUGAUCGUUAAUGUAUCAAUUUUUUGUUUGUAGAAUACUAAAGAUAAAAUAGUAUACUCAAAACAGACAUGAAACACCAAAUCAACUUUUUAAAUAAAUCAAAAUCAAUGUCUUAGUAUCUCGACGCACAUAGUGAAAUUGGUCCUAUUAUUUUGAAAUACAUAUUUUCAAUGUAAUAACUCAAAAAUAGAUAGAGCUGAUUAUAUUAUGUAAUUUUUACCUCGCGUCACUUGCAGUUUUAAUAUUUAAACAUGAAUUUUUAUUUUUAAAUUCUUGAUUCAAAAUUUGAUUUCAUUCCUAUACUCAAUGAAAAUCGAUUUUUUGAUUGAAUAUAUCUCGCGAAGACUCGGAGGACCAUUACAAUUAUUCUAGUGAGCAGUUUAAUUAACACCUGUAACUUAAGUAUCUUUCUAACAAAUAUAUUUGUUAAAUAGUACUUCAUCUGAUAUACUGUCACAAGUAUUAAUAAAACCGCCGCUAGAAAUGUAAAACAAUAAUAUGUACAGAUCUUAUGGAAUACAGUAGGACCUAGCUACCUCUGCAUAUAUUUUGAAACGAAGGUAUAAAUGUCAAAUUUCUAUGAAAAUAUGACGUUUUAUACCAAUCUCACGUCACGUCAAUAUCGUUGCAAAGUUAGUUUAGUCGAACUAUUACCACCUUGUAAAUAAUGUCAUUUGACGUACAAUUUUGACUUGAAAAUGUGUAAAUAGAAGUUAAGCACUGGUCACACAAGUGAGUAAGCGAUGAACAGAACUAUCGGCUAUAGAAACCAACAAAAGAUAAGAUUAAGAUAAGAUUAAGGGAUAAG